CAACGAGCCAAUCACACGAGGCUCACGGCAACGGAGGAAUGGCGCUGUGGAACCCACUGGGCCUCGCCGGCUAUGGCUCCGACUCGGACGAGAGCGACGCGGGCGGGAUGAGCCCACCUGCGGCGCCGUAUCACACCUCGCCCAACCCUGCGCCGGCGCCGACCGAGAAGCCGGCGCAGGCAGAAGCGCGGGCGCACGAACGACAUGGCGAUGGCCUGCCCGAGCUGCCGCCGCUGCCAACGGGCGCAUGCAGGCCGGCGACGCAAGCCAAGGUCGACCAGUACAUUGCGCACACACAGCGUGGUCUGAGCUUCACGGCGAGUCUUCGCAGCAAGAAGGAGUUUGACAACCCGUACAUUCUCGAGAAGGUUGUCGACUACUUUAGCAUCGAGGAGAUGCAGAGCAACAUGGACAAGGCCAAGUUCAAUCCGUACGGAUACCACGUGGGCGACAACUACAACCGCCUCGCGCUCGCGCUGCGCUCAGAGCAGGAGGCGUUUGCGCAGCAGUGCGAACUCAAUCCGACUCUGCGCUUCACCGCGCCAUCGUCGUUUGCAAACUAGAUAGUAUAAACUCCAAAAACAGCCAACUCUCAUAUCUCCUUACUGC
Messenger RNA from Saprolegnia diclina VS20, 609 nucleotides. RefSeq lists its product as hypothetical. The record is from RefSeq and is a predicted model, not a curated record. Gene Ontology annotation, biological process: regulation of DNA-templated transcription. The transcript has a single exon. NCBI's taxonomy places the organism in Eukaryota, Oomycota, Saprolegniomycetes, Saprolegniales, Saprolegniaceae. Gene Ontology annotation, cellular component: nucleus. The coding region runs from base 39 to 563 and encodes 174 amino acids.